Aspergillus calidoustus is the source of this 6591-nucleotide messenger RNA. NCBI's taxonomy places the organism in Eukaryota, Fungi, Ascomycota, Eurotiomycetes, Eurotiales, Aspergillaceae. The record is from the annotation of a GenBank genome assembly.
CGUAAGCAUAAUAAUUUGUGCACAUAGGACUUGUGCAUCCAUUGUCUACGGAGUACAACCUAUCUAUGGAGGACGCAGAGAUGGAAGGAUCCUUGAAAGUUUGAUGAGCGAAUUUCGGAGGUGCCAUAUGUUUGACGUAGCAAUUUGCAUACUUUGAAUAGUAUGAGACAACGGUGUAUCUCCUGCAGCCUGUACAUACAAUGUGUGAUCUCUCCGGUUGAUCCAUCCCAAGGGUGGUGUCCUGCAGGCUGCUGGGGUUGAGGGGAGAAAAGGAUAACUAAACGGAUCUUGGUUCCCCAGAUUCCUACCUCAUGCUUGCCGGUAACAGCGCGGCGUUGGCACAUCUCCUCGCCAGGCGGACGAAGGAUUUAGGACUCGAUAGAUCUUGAUGGCCCGACUGGUGACGAUAGUGAGCACUGGGUCGGGCAUCGACUGACCCUGAGUGAUCGAGGAUCUCCGAAAGCUGAAUGGAGGAAACUAAAAGUUGAGGCUAAGACACGUCGAUAAACGGUGGGCACCGAUGGCCAGACUCCAGCUGUCAGGUUGCAUGACUGGAACUCGACGGCAAUUCUCCGUGUCUGCCGUCCUCUUGGAGCUGCGAUAUCACAGGUUAAAUUUCCCUGAUGAAACAAGCCGGAAAUCUCCAACCGUAGCCAUGCAGAUUCUCGAACACUGAGCGCCAGACGAUGCAUUCUUUGAAGUCGCCAGAAGCCACCAAGCGUGCCUUUGCCCCUGACCGGCGGGGGUCUAAGCCGGGGAUGGUCUAGCUGUGCCAGCUGGUCGAGACGCUAGUAGGAACUAUCGUCUCUUGCAUUGGAUUUCCAUCCGGAAAUCGACCACUUCUUUCAACAUUUAUAUUAAUUCUUAUGCACGUCGGGUCAAUCUGCCCUGACCACAGUGACCAGACUCCUCUUCGAAGUUCGUACCUGGACUGACUCCGUUUGAGAAAGUCCAUCAGACAUCCUGCAAAUAUCCACCUCGAAUCCCGAUCGCUCUUCUCUCCACCCUCGCCCUCUAUGGUCUCGUCAUCAUCACGAUCGCUUCUUUUAUUUAGUUGAAUAGUUCCCACAUUCCACUCGUUGAGACUUUUCGCUCUGACACCACCUGUUCCUGGCGGAACCGCCCGUUCUCCCGUGGUCGCUCCGGUUCCUGGUUCCUGACCGGUUGACAAGCCCUUCCCUGCACUUUCAAGCACAGAAAAAGGAAAGUGAUGACCAAUUGAUUUCAACCUUGCCCACGUUCCGUCUGCUGUGGUAGCCUCGAGCAGCUCCCCCUUGCGCAUUACACUGCGGUGCAUCGUGGACCUUCCCUCGCGCCCCCUCACAUCAUGCCCAGGUGAUACAAAGACUGCGCCCUUGAAGACGACCUUGUCUUGAAACCGGACUAUAACUCAACCUUGACCCUGAACACCGCAUAUACUGUCCAAGUCCUGGCGACGGACAAACCCCCCUCGGAAAAGCACAUUUCCUUUCCGUGUUCAAUGCCGCGGUUUACCACGUUAUAAUCCUCACUAGCCAUGAGUCGAACAAUGCGAUCUGGCAGUGUCCGAGCGACCUCCCAGCAUGCCGACCGAGACGCCACCAAUUCCCCUCCCCGCACACCCCCGGGACCUUCUAGCUACAAAAUCAAGCGAGGACGUCACCCUCGACCGUCGGUGCGCGAGACUUUCCUCGACGAUUACAACCCCGCGGAUACAAACGACAGCUAUGAAUCUGGGGAUGAGCGCGAUCCCCAUGACUUGUCAUUGUCCCCGAAUCAUGCCGCUCGCACUUCGAUAGUCGAUAACAUGCUCCUCUCCCUAGAUCAGUUCUCGUCUGGCAACUCGGUCCUAGAUGACUACCGGCUGUUCAAUUCUGCCUUCGAAAACGAUCGAUUUACCCACACCUCUCAGGAUUCCAUUUCGCAACGCAGAUACCGCGGUCAUACCUUCUCUUCAUCUUUGUCGUCGGACGUGGAAUAUGGUUAUGAUGAAGGUGCUAGCCGGUACGCCGCACAACAAGCGAGGGAACGCCGGAGUAAUAGUAGUUCGAACUAUCAGUCUGGUCUCAGACGAUAUGAGAGCGCUCGGAGUCGAGAUGGCACGGGCUCUCGCGGCCAACCUUUUGAUUACCGAACAACUGCUACUGCCCCUGCUACCCGCGCUGGUAGGAAAAGUAGCAAGGGAAGCACGAGUUCCAAUCUGGAUUUCGGACCUCCCAUUUCGAAACGUCAGGCCGAGCUGUCGAGUGACAGACGGUCCGCAAGCUUUGAUCUCGGGACGAGGAAGCCAUUUAUGACAUUUUCUGGUUCGACCCCUGACUACGAUCCACUUGCGUAUGAUGGAUUGGAUGCGGCGCCUACCCCCAGCGUUCCUGCUGGCCCAAGGAAAUACCAAACAGUUUCCCAGGCGGAUUUUGGUCUCAAGGCCCAGUCAUCGCGCACGCCAGUGGCAUCCCGAAGGAAUAGCGUUAAGUCCUCGCGAACUACUCAGACCAGAAAAUCUCGCCCCGAAAAUCUUGGCACCGCAGCCAUUAGGUCUCGCGACCAUGAAUUCGCACUCAUGACCGACUCGGACCUCGAAGCUCCCCCCAAUAUUUCGGCGUCUCUGGACCCGCCUGCCCCGAGCCCAACAAUCUCAUUUAACAAGCCCGCCUUCCCCAUCCCGCCUCCCGAGCCGACCCCUGUCAAGGAACGUCCAGGUUUCUUUCGCCGGGUUUUCGGAUCUUCAAAAAGCCCAGCUGCUAUGCCGUCCGAGAGUAGCCCAUCUGAUACCGCAACCUCAAAAGACGCCGAGACCAGGGAUGCAAACGGAGUGAGUCCCAGUAUGAAAGUACGACGACAACAACAACAACAACAACAACCACAGAAGCUCACUGCAGGUGGCACCCAUCCACCUCGUGAGGGUGCACAAGUGGUGAACAAGAAAUCGUCUUUCUUCCGCCGGCGGAAGAAGUCGGUGGCGGAGAAUGUCCCGCCUCCAAUUACUCUCCCCCAGAACCUUAAACCUGGCGGACUGAUGAAACCGGAACCUAGCCCCGUAAGCAGCUUGCGGAAGGUUAUGAACCCUUACUUGGCAGACGCUACUCCCAAUAACAGCACGCCAGCUGUCGAUUAUUCCACUGAAUCCUCUGACUGGAGUACCGCGGCAAAUGACCCUGAUAAUAGGAAACCGGACGACGUACCACGGAAGGCGAAAAGCAAUUCCGUGAACCUUGUGAAUGGACCGAAAGCUAAAUAUACUCUUUAUCCUGCAAGUUCGACGAAUCAUGCACAUGACACCUCAUUUUUGGGAGCCAGCAGCGGCGACGAUGAUUCUAUUGUCAAACCGAACGAUUCGGACUCUACUCCGCUCGCCCGUCGCCGACAGGACCGUGUUGGAACCAGAGAAGGCGUGGACGCUGAUGAAGGCGACGUAAAGACGGUGGAAGCACAACAAGACGUUGAUUCGUCGCGAAAUACAUUAGCAGCCAUAGAGAAUAUGCGCCCUACUUCCUUAUCUCCUGUUGCCGAACGGACCUCCCAAAUAUCCUCCUCGCUCGUCAUCGAAACCCCCGAAGAGAAGCCGGCUACCUCCCCAACAGCAGAAUCGAAAGACAAGGACAUGUAUGAUACGACUAUCUGGAAUGAUGAUUCCGAUGCGCCCAGCAAGUUGUCUACUCCAGUCAUAGGCAGAGACUCUCCUCGAGCCUCGGUAUCCGAAGCUUCCAACUACCAAACUGCAGCCAAUACCCCUAUCGUACCACAAGGCGCCGAGUGGAACGCAGCAGAAGGCAACAAGGAGGCCGCUGAAGACCAUUCCGCAGAAUCGCCCAGCAGUGAAGACAAACAACAGGCACAGAAGCUAUACGAUGGGCAAGAUGAGUUUGUGGGCAACUUGCCAGCAGCCGCCUGGCUUGGUGGCCCUGACCGUGUCAACAUCCGGGCGGCCUAUAUGGACUUGUUCGAUUGGUCUAACAUGAAUAUCCUUGCUGCCCUCCGUAGCCUAUGCAUGCGGUUGGUACUGAAAGGAGAGACCCAGCAGGUCGAUCGCGUUUUAGAUGCUUUCUCAACAAGAUGGUGUCAAUGUAACCCUCGUCAUGGUUUCAAGGCAUCAGAUGUCGUUCACACUAUCUGUUAUUCUCUUCUGCUCUUAAAUACCGAUCUGCACCUCGCAGAUAUCGAGCAAAAGAUGACGAAAGCUCAAUUUGUUCGCAACACGAUGCCCACAAUCCAGCGCGUGGCUGUUGAUGCAGCCCCAGACGAAUUUGGAAACAAGGCAAAGGCUUCCAACGCCGAUUUUGGACUACCGUCUUCUCGAUCAGCAACAUUCCCCACUGACGAGUCCAACUCUCAUAAUACUAAUCCGGACAAGCCAGACAAAUCCACAAACAUCCCAGGCAAGUUGGCAAAUCGACUGUCUCGACAGGACUUAUCUUCAAAGAUGACCUGCGAUGCUGACAAUGAGGUUGGCCCACUGGUCAAUACCCCUUUCUCUGGUACUGCCAAAGCAUGGGAGCAGCAGGUCGAGACAGUUCUUCGAGAUUUUUACAGCUCCAUUCAGAAGCAGAGACUCCCGCUACAUGGCGCUCAGCCGGAAAGAGAAGCCCCGCGGACGGCAUCCAGCGCGAUGCUUGGCCCGGCGCCGCAUGGUCUUCGCAGAAGUCCCAGUACUGUCAGCAAGAGUGGUUCCGACAUUUUCCCUCGAGGCCGUUCGGCAGACUCGCGCUAUGGUACGGCGCGCUGGUCUUCUAAACCUCGUUCCCGCGCUAGGUUGUAUCCUCCUUCGACAAUGGGAUCUAGCCGCACAAGCCUCGAUGACCAGUCAUCCUUGUGGAGUCCAUCUGGCUCGAGUACCUGGAGCAAAUAUUCUCUGGGUAAAUUUACAUCAGCGUCUGUCGACUCCUUUGGGUCGGGUUAUCCCCAUGCAGACUAUCAACAGUCUAUUGGGUUCGCGAAUGCUCUUAGCCAGGCUAUUAUCCGUGAGGACUCUGCACAUUCCAUUGCUAGCACUGAGGAUUAUGAGAGGACCGGCCAACUUCUCGAAGAUGAGACCCUAGAACUCGCUGGAGCGCCCUGGGCGAAGGAAGGCAGCUUGAAACACAAGCAUCACCUGGACUCGGUCGACAAACGUGCGAAGGAUCGGAACUGGAAUGAAUGCUUUGCUGUCAUUCAACAAGGUUGGAUGCGUCUUUUCUCCUUCAAGCCAUCCAAGUCCAUGCGGCAAAAAUCCAAGCAACGCCAUCCAGGAGGCGUUGUAGUGGGAGGUGGCAAUUGGACUGAGAAUGCCGAAGAAAUUUGGAAGUUCCUUUUACGCCAAUCCAUUGCCAGUGCCCUUCCGCCUCCUGGUUACUCGAAAUCUCGCCCCCAUGUCUGGGCGUUGAGUCUCCCCACUGGUGCAGUGCAUCUCUUCCAAGCUGGUACCCCUGAGAUCGUUCGCGAGUUCGUUUCCAGCGCGAACUACUGGAGUGCCAGGCUAUCAAAGGAGCCUCUCAUUGGCGGUAUUAGUAACAUUGAAUAUGGUUGGAGCGAUGCGAUCAUUAACAGCGCAUUGAUAAACCCUGAGGUCAAUCGAUCACCUCCAUCCUCGUCUGGCGCAAGGCCCAGCAUACAGAGCUCAAUUAGGAGUUCCAUCGAUCAGCAAGUCGUCCGGCCUAAACUGCCUGCUGACCGUGUGCACAUCAGCGAUUGGUCACCGCCACAACAAAGCAUGAUGGCCGCCAACCUCCCAGAAGCCGAUCAACUGAAGGGCUUGCAAACAUAUGUGAAGAACGUCGAGGCCGAGUUGCAACGACACAAUGAACUCCGAUCCGCGAUGGUUCUCGCAUUCUCGCCACGCCAUCCGAAUGCCGGGAAAGCGAUGGCCAACUGGGAGCGCAAGUCGUCAUAUCUGUUGCGCGAGAUUGUCAAAUUCCGCACCUACAUCGACUCCCUGCAAAACGCAAUUGACGCGAAGAACAAAAUAUACGCGGCUCGCGAAGAGUACAAUCAACCUUCGGAGUCGUGAUUUACGGACGAUUUUCUUCAAGAUUUUCUCCUUCUUUCCCUCUUAUAUGGGCCCGCUUAGACAUGACCUUUAUUGUACUAUACCCUUCAUGUGCUUCUGACACCGGAGCGCUCCCUUACGAUUCUAUGCGUUGUCUUUUUCUCUAGAGCUGAUUUAUCUCUCGCCUUUCCUUUGUAUCUUUUUAGGCUCUGACGAGAUAUGUUGAUAAUAAGAGGUAUGAUGACUGUUCCAUUGUGAACCAGAUAAAAUUGUGAUUUGUAUAAUUAGACGCAAUUCAUAUGCAAUCUAUAUGAAUCUCCUAUUGAUCAUGUGGACUUGUGUACGUAUCAACUUGACAAGUCUGCAGCACAAGCGAGAGGCGAGUGCAGUCGUGGAGCAGAUUUUGUGGAUGAGAAAUCGGCAGCCGUGCCUGAAAGUUGCAACAACAAAAAUAACAACAAACAACUCCCACUUACCUCGACCCUUACUCGCCCUCUCCUGUUUUCAUUGUUGUGAGUCCAUUCCUCUCUUGGCCUUCUCAGCAUCAACAAGCCGUUGCACUAGCCUGCCCCUCGCCAAUAAGCGCUAUCCCGUGCUGGCCGCCAAGUGGAUAAGACAAGCAACCGUCUCGCCCAUUCAGGCAUUCGCAC